CCGGUUGGCGUCUGCUCCCAGCCGCAGGGAUUCGGUCAGUUGUUCGUUAUGGAGCGGUGGUCAAUGGUGCAGAUUUUGCAGCGACACUGGGUGUUGGCCAGUUCUCUGGUGGUGACAGGAAUUGGGCUAAUUUUUGUAAGACGAUGGUGUUCUGGUGGGGUUUGUAAGAGUAAAGCAAAACUGGAUGGAAAAACAGUGAUCGUUACUGGUGCUAAUGUUGGGAUUGGAAAGGAGACUGCCAAAGAUCUUGCUCAGAGAGGCGCACGUGUAAUAUUAGCUUGCCGUGAUUUGGUAAAAGCCAGUAAGGCAGCUGAUGAGAUCCGAAAAGAAAGUGGGAAUAGAAAUGUCCUGGUGCAGAAACUGGAUUUGUCGUCACUUCAAUCUGUGCAUUCCUUUGCAAACAAAAUUAUAGAAACUGAAACAUGCCUGGAUAUCCUCAUCAAUAAUGCAGGUAUCAUGAGGUGCCCAAAGUGGAAGACUGAGGAUGGGUUUGAGAUGCAGUUUGGAGUUAAUCAUCUGGGUCAUUUUCUCCUAACGAACCUCCUGCUGGACCUGCUCAAGAAGUCUGCACCGAGUCGGAUUGUUACUGUAUCCAGUUUAGCCCACAUCCGUGGGAAAAUUAACUUUGAUGACAUUAAUUUGGAAAAUUGUUAUGAUCCUGCUGUUAGUUAUGAACAGAGCAAGCUGGCCAAUGUCCUGUUCACCAGGGAACUUGCAAAGAAGUUAAAAGGCACUGGAGUUACUGCCAAUUGUCUCCAUCCGGGAGUAAUAAAGACUGAAUUGUUACGUCACCUGUACCCUACUCUGUCAAUAUGGUGGAAGAUUCUCCUGGUACCUGUAUCCAUUCUCACGUUUAAGAGAGCAUGGCAGGGAGCUCAGACAAGCAUCUAUUGUGCAGUUUCUGAGGAACUGAAUGAUGUUAGUGGCCUGUACUUCAGUGAUUGUGCUGUUAAAGCAGCUGCCCCUCAAGGCAGAGAUGAUGAGGCUGCAAAGAGACUUUGGGAACUCAGUGAAAAGAUGGUGGGUCUAGAAUCUGAAGGACAACGACUUCAUGUUCCUGAAUCCUGAGAUGUUAUUCCAUUUGUCUUUAUUCUACAUUCCUGAUUGAAACUUCUUAUAUACAGGGUGUGUGGUGGUGUUUCGAAGUAUCUUAAUAUGCAAUAUUAUCAGUUCUGAGAGAAAAUUAUUGUCACCAAUUUAGGAUGUUCUGGCCUGUGGUUUGUAUAGAUUUUGAAGUUUAGACAGGGUCAAUUAAAUCAUAGUAUCUUUCAAGACAAUAAAAUUCAGUAAGUUUCAAGAUGUUGCAUAACUGUUAAUGAUUUCAAACUUGCAGUUUGUAGGAAGAGGAAAUGCAAAGGUCAGUCUAUCACAGGCACGGUCACUGGCUUUUAUUUCAGAUGGAAAGAUCAAUGUCAUUCCAAAAUACAAUUUCAAAAGUUAGAUAAAAACUCAUGAGUAAAAUGGAAUGACUUAUUUGAUGAAUACAAUGGCCUGGAUAUUGGGAAACAAGACAUGACUGUGGUUUAUGAAAAUUAUAUAAUGUGUCCAGUGAAAUAUUUUGCUGUUAUUCCAACCUUGUAACAUUCUAAUUCUAAUUAUAAUUAUGGAUGCAAGAAUUUAUAAUGGAAUCUUGACACACUGCAGGUACACCUUCUCAUUUGGCAGGAGCAUAUGAUCCUAGGAUGCUAGUUAAAAUAUUUAUAAAUCUGAAUAUGAGAAUGCAAACGGAAUAAUAAUAGCAUAGGCUUCUGUGAAAUGAGAACUGUAAUACAUCCGUACUUCCUCAUCCAAAAUAUUGCACAUCCUCUAGCCCCACCUCACAACUGCAUCCCAGGUUAGGUAGGUAAUGCACUCACUCUUUGGUCAGGAGGUCAUUGGUUUCAGCACCACUUCAGAAGAUACUUCAUUUAAUGCAGGCUGAUACUCCAGUGCUGUGCAAGUGCUACAUAGAAUUCUGGCCCACAUAAAUGCCUCAAACACCACAGAUGAUCAUCCAGUAGGUAUACAGGUCAUUCAUUCCAAUGUUGUUUUGUUAGUUAUGAUUAUACCUCAAGCUCCAAUUGAUGUCUAUUCCUCAAUCAAAUUUCUUGGAAACUGAUUAUCUAGUUCAUUGCUGAUUGUUGGAAAAAUCCAUGUGACUCACUAAUGUCCUUCAGGGAAAGGAAAGCUGCCAUUCUCACCUGGGCUGGCCUACUUGUGACUCUAGACCCACAGCAAAAUGGUUGAUGCCCCCUGGGCAAUUAGGGAUGGGCAGUGAAUGUUGGCCUAGCCAGUGAUACCCACGCCCUUUGAAGGAAUAAAAAAAAUUACUCGUUUGCUAUUUGUGGAGCCAAGGUGUAAGUAAAUUGGAUGCUGUAUUUUUCUGCAUUCUAACAAUAACUGUACUUCAAAAAUAAUAUAGAGAAUGUGUUUUGGGAUAGUGUGUUAGUGAAAAAUGAUAUACAAAUGCAAAUGUUUUUUCUUGCUUUACUCAGAAACUGCACUAGCUAUUUUUAAUACCAUUCUGCAGAAGAUUAAACUAGUAUUUGGAGGUGAGAAAAGAACUCAACAUUUUCAUCUGAAAAAUAGGAAACAUUCCUCUUGCUAGACCUCUCGUACUAGAGCAAACAAUGGUCUGAGUAUCUGAGUUUACAAAUGUCAGCCUCAUUCUGCAGCAAUGAAUAAUUAUCUGCUAAACCUAAAUCUGUUAAUGUGGGCUGUUUAACAAAAUUACAUAAGGGAAAUUGGGUUCACACAUUCUUAGGCUUGUCUCUGUUGAAUUGCCAAUUGACACACCAUUUUCAAAUUGAAAGGAAUUUGCUUCACUACAGUGUGAAGGAGGCAUUUAACCUGUGGUUCAAAACUUGCUGAAGCAUUUUUCAGAUCUUGCAUUUUCAAAAAUAAAGUUGAUUCAUUUUUCUGAUUGCUUAAAGUAAGUCUGAUUAGAACUGGAAUUUCUGCCUCUAAUCUUAGUCUCAUUAAUGUAAUUAAUGGGUCACCAUAAAUCUCUAAACAAGAAUAAAAUAUGUCUUUGAUCGUUGUGAGUGACACUCUGUACCUGUUGAUUGAUGGAAAGUUUGUAGAAUUUAAAAUGUAUAAUUAAUGUAUACUCAUAGCCCUGCAUUAACAUAUGAAUUUUGUACACAAAGCCUUUAAAAUAUAGUAUGCAUUGCAUUGAAUUUGACUUCUUAAAAAUUGUUCAGUGAGUGUUGAGACUGAAGAAUCUGCUUAUAAAGUUUGUAAAGCAUACUAAGUAUUCACUGGGGGGUGGGAGCCACAUUCUGCAUCAUUCUCCCUCUGUCACUAUCCACUGUAACUGUUUUUAUCUCUCCCUUGUAUCAGACUUGUAUCUCUGUACUUACGAGCCCCCCCCCCCCGCAUUCGUUCAGUGCAUUUAAUCUGUGAUUUGUCCCAAAUCCUUAUUAACACUGUUUGCUAGAUCGAGAGGCCUAUUUCUCUUAUGUAGUGUUCAUUAAAGAAUUAAAGGUUUUGUGUAUAUUGUAUAAUUCUCUUCAGGAGAACUGUUCAUCUCUUGAAUGAAGAAUGUUAGUUACCUUUCUUGUAGGAACUCUGACCACGGAUGUAAACUGUAGUACUACUCUACUGAUAAUCAAUUUGAAUCAUUACUUGUUUUGAAUUAUUCUUGCCAGACCCUUUGAAUUCCUCCCACCAGGUUAACUGAGUCUGGGCAUAGAACCAUAAAAUUGAUCAUUUUCAUAUUGAGCCAUACAACAUGGGAACAGACCCUUCGAUCCAACCAGUCCAUACUAACUGUAAUCCCAAAGUAAACUAGCCCAAAUUGCCUGCUCCUGGCCCAUAUCUGAAGUGAAACUGGGUGUCACAUUUGGUUACCAUAGUAUUGUUGAAUAGAGGGAAAUUGUUCUCUAAAAUGCAAUACAGAGGCUUUGCUGUUCAACAUUUUUGUAAGAUUUUUGUCCAGUACAAUGGAAUGUUACAUGCUGCAGGUAAUAUACCACUCGUUUAUUUUAUGAAAAUACUCUUGUACACAAGAUGCUGUAACAAUCUGCUUACAUUCUGUAAAGAAAUGCUUGCUCUUUCAAGCGAUAAUUUAAAUCCUAGAACAGUCUCUGAACCUUCAGUGAAGCUCCAAAUGAUGUCCAUCAUUUAGACAAUGUGGGUUAACAUUUGCAAGUUCCAUCCUGGGAAAGUUGCUUAUUUACAAGACAUUAAAUUUAAAAUAUUAAGAAAAUACAUAUCAUGUUAUUUACACAUUGACAAAACACUAAGCAGAACAAAGGACAGAGUUAGACCAAAAAGCAAAAUGGCUUCCGCAAAUUGUAAUUUUAAUCAGUUCAACACUUCCUGCUUCAUUUGGUUUAACAAACUUUGUCCAACCAUCAUUCAGAAUGGAAGCUUUGGAUUUGAGGGAGGCUCACCUCUGACAGAACUUUUAAGGUGCUUUAAACAGAGAAACAAACACAUCUUAAUGCACUUCCAGUUGGCAAACUGCUAAUUAUAAUGGUUCACAUUCUAAAUUUAUUUCCACAGAAAUACAUAAAUAUUUACUUGAACAAUAUAUUUUCUCAGAAUUUAAAUUUAUAUUUACUCACACAAUACUCUGCAAAACCAAUGCUAAUACUUGUUUAUGUAAUUGUAUUAUUUUAGUCUAUUCAUGUAAAGCAUAAGAUAGUUACUUGUACUCUAUUUUGUAAUUUUAAAGUUUGCGAUGGUUCAAUCUUAGUGGAUUUGUAACCUUGGUAGAAUGAGUCAGAUUGGUGACUUAUAAGUUUUCUGCCCUUUUUGUUUGAUGAACUGACAUUCUUGGAUUACGUAGGUUAAUAUUUGAGUAUUAAAUGCAAAUACACAAAAAUUGACUGUUGUGAUUCAGAAUCCAUGUGAUGGAGGGAUUAGAGGUGAGGAGAAAUGGAGAUGAGACAUUUGUAAUGAGGUGAUUGGUACUGAAAUGUAUUU
This is a messenger RNA of Stegostoma tigrinum, 4911 nucleotides long. RefSeq lists its product as uncharacterized. The coding region runs from base 49 to 1068 and encodes 339 amino acids. Lineage: Eukaryota; Metazoa; Chordata; Chondrichthyes; Orectolobiformes; Stegostomatidae. The record is from RefSeq and is a predicted model, not a curated record. The transcript has 7 exons.